Linum tenue is the source of this 1589-nucleotide messenger RNA. The record is from the annotation of a GenBank genome assembly. Lineage: Eukaryota; Viridiplantae; Streptophyta; Magnoliopsida; Malpighiales; Linaceae.
GAAUGGAUAAUCUAAAAGGAAUGGUCAACAGACAAAUUUCUAUCCAAGGAAGCAUAAGCAAUGUGAAAAAAAAAACUUUUUUUUUUUUGCAUUUUAAAUGGCAUACAUGAGAAAAUGGAAGAAAUCACACGAACAUGACAAAAUUACCCUUCAAAAUACGAAAACCCUAAAAUGUGGAAAAUCCCCCUUUUCCCCUUUUCCGCUUUCCCCGUUCUCAAACUUCUGCUCGGACUCUCAAGUCUCGCCUUCCUUUACUUCCCUCCCUCUCUCUCUCUCUCUCUCCCUCUUCUCUGUUCCCUUCCUUCUCACAUACGGAGCUGCUCGUUCCUUGAGGAUCAAGAAGAAGAAGAAUCAGCAAAACCUGAGCCGAAAACCGGAAAGAAGUAGGGCACAGUUUUUCCCCCGGCGAGGAAAUGGGCAAGUACAUGAAGAAAACCAAAUCGCCGGUGGCUAUGGAGCUCUCUCACUCUUCCUCUGCCACCUCCACCAUCCGCACCCGUGCGAAAACCCUAGCCCUUCAGAGGCUUCAACAGUCUCUGUCCCCGCCCAAGACCACUACCGAGGUCGAUGAUUCGUCCUUAUCCUACCUCCAGCUCCGGAGCCGCCGCCUCGAGAAACCUCCUUUACACUCCCGGAAGGACCCAGAUGAAAUUGGCGUUCCCAGAGAGGGUUUGAGGUGCAAAACCCCAGGUUCUAAGAAGGUUCGAGUGAGCACGGAGCCCAAGUCGUCCGGCGGGAAGAUUGCCAGGGUGAUGGAAGGGGAGUUGUUUGGUUCUAGUCCGCCUGAGGAUUUUGGGGUUGAGGGCUCUUUUGGAGAGAACUGCUCGGAGUUCGAAACUAGAGAAAGGAGGAGCACCAGAGAAAGCACACCAUGUAGCUUGAUAAGGCACUCUGAUAGUGUGGGGACCCCUGGUUCAACAACAAGGCAGGGAGCUUCCAUGGUUACUAGCAGGAGAGUUAGUAAUGACACCCUGGGGAACUUCCCUACUACUCAAGAAAUGGAUGACUUUUUUGCCAGUCAAGAAGAGCAGCAGCGGAGACUAUUCAUAGACAAGUACAACUUUGAUGUGGUGAAUGAUAUACCCCUCCCAGGGCGAUACGAAUGGGUUCAAGUUAUUCGCUGACUUAGUAUUUUGUCAUUAGGAGGGGCAUUUAUCAACCCCCAACUUCUUGGUGACGAAGUGUUUUGUGUAGCGGCAGGUGUGGUGUUUAAACUAAGUUAGGUUCUGGAAAAGUUAUAUUCCGUCGCCCUUCGAAGCUCAUGUAAAGGGAAAUGGAGCUUUGGAAGGAUGUCUAAUUCAAAGAAGUGCAGCCUAACAGAGGUGAUGUUGAUGAAUAAUUUGGGAGGAGGAGAAUGAGGAAGAGUGGUUAGUUUGUCAGAGGAGAUUAGAACUCUAACUUUGUAACUUUGUAACUUUGUAGGAGACUAUUGUGUAAUAGCUAGAGAUGCUCUCUUUUAUUUUGCCAGUUAAUGAAAAGCUAGGAUUGCCUUUUGCUGUCUUGUUUCCUGAUAAUUUCAGCUGGUAGUCCAUAUAAGGGAAGAGCCAUUAUUGGUCUUAUGGAGAACAAUAACAGCCCAUUUAUCUGUC